Molecule: messenger RNA, 1282 nt
Organism: Diprion similis
Lineage: Eukaryota; Metazoa; Arthropoda; Insecta; Hymenoptera; Diprionidae
Exons: 3
Coding region: 173-817 (214 amino acids)
Cellular component (GO): extracellular matrix
Source: RefSeq, a predicted model, not a curated record
GAAAACAAUCGGUUAUUUUUUUUGUUUGUUUAUAUCGCUCCGUUACGGGUAUAUAUUUUUUACUUUUGUGCCAGACGACGAGCGUCCAAGUGACCCGGAAACCGUGCGCAUACCGGAAGGAGCACCAGACGGAAAAUUAAAAGAGCAUCCAUCUUGCCGGAAAUCCUUCGCCAUGAUCAACCUCGUACAGGUCGCCCUGCUCGGCGUGGCAGCAACUCUGGUCGCCGGUGACCUGCCCCCAGGAAGCAACAGAUACUUGCCCCCCGACCCAACAACCAAGGGGUACAACUACAACAAGCCGCCGAUCCAGUUCCCGACGGUGACAAGACCCACCCCCUCGUUUCCGGUGACCAGUCGACCAACCACCGGCUUUCCGUCAGUGACCACAACCAGGCCCAGCAUCCCGAACUUCUCACCUGGGCCCAGGCCCACUCCGUUCCCUGGAAACCUGGUCAGGCCCACGCCGGGACUGCCUGAUUAUAAUGGACAGCCAUCCGGGCACAAUGGAAAUGCAUUGACGCCGAAUCAGGAGCACCACGACCACGGUGACCACCACCAUCACCAUCACGAGCCAGGAAUGCCGUUCGACUUCAACUACGCCGUGAAGGACGAUUCCUACGGUAACGACUACUCCCACAACGCGAUAAGCGACGGCGACGUCGUGCGUGGAGAAUAUCGCGUCCAGCUGCCCGACGGACGUCUGCAAAUAGUUCAAUACACGGCCGACUGGCAGCACGGUUUCAACGCUCAGGUCAGCUACGAAGGAACCCCGAGAUACGACGUCCCCCGGCCAACCGGUACCUUCAAGGGUUAUUAAUCGGGCCCAAUCCGGGCGUCCCAAGGAUGUCCUGACCGAUCUAACGAACAGCCGCAGCCGUCGUCCACUGGACAAGCCUUAAAAAUUGUAAAACGCGUCGUACUGGACGAAAAAACGGUUUUCCUAAUGAUUUUUUCAUUCUUCUCUCUGUUCGGGAAUUAUCGGGGCAUCCUGCUCAAAAGUAGGUUGAACCAAAUCGCUAGUUUCUAUUUCCGGUACGGGAAUCGAACGAUCCGAAAGUACGAUUAUUACACGUUUUGAUGUUCACAGCGAAAUGAUCGGUGCGACGAAUGAAACAGUUUGAAAAAUGUAUCAUUUUUUUAGUUUAAUUUGCUUUCCUUUUUUCAUUUAAUUCUUCAUUUAAUUUCUAAAUCGUCUGAACGAAAUUCCGUACGUAAUGUAACCUGUAAUGAAAUGUAUAAAUACAAGCACGUGGUGAGGUCAAUAAAUUUGAUACAACGAUUA